Lactuca saligna is the source of this 1644-nucleotide messenger RNA. The record is from the annotation of a GenBank genome assembly. Lineage: Eukaryota; Viridiplantae; Streptophyta; Magnoliopsida; Asterales; Asteraceae.
AUGGAUGUGUACAUGGGGAGUAAGAAAGAUGCACGAAGGAUGAACUUUGCCUUUGUCAGAUAUAAAGUCGUGGAAGACAAACAGGAUCUGGAAAGGAGAUUACAAGGGAUGCAAUGUCAUGGGAAGAUUCUAAAGGUUAACAUUUCGAAACAUCCAAGGAAAACCCAGAGAACGCAAGAUAGAAACAGACUCAUGAGAAAUGCAACACAGUGUCACGUCCCCAAAAAACAAUGCGGAUUCAGGGAUGGAAGAUCAUUCGCACAAGUAAUCUCAGGGAAACAAGGGAAGUACGCUACCAAUGUGCAGGCACCACCUCCUCCUCCCCCGUCUUCAUCUCCGAUGAUCAAGCUAGAUUCUCAGACUGAACUAUGGAACUGGUUAAAUAAUAGAUUCUUAAUUGGUGACGCUCACAGUAUUAACCACAUGGCAAACUUGCCAUCCGCAGUGAUGCUAUAUGAAAAAACUAAGUAUCUCGGUGGGUUAAGAUUAGCCUUGGAGUUUGACAGUUCAUCGUUGGCGAAAGAGUUUCUUGAAGAUCAAACAAGAUGGAGUGACUGGUUCAAAUGGCUAACUGUGGCAGAUAAAUACAAAUUUCAGUAUGAAAGAGUAGCUUGGUUAAAGAUUAUUGGUCUCCCGCAUAAGCUAUGGGGGGAAGCUAACUUUUCAAAGAUUGCUUGCAAUUAUGGAAGAGUAAUUUCCCCCUUUAGUGAGAUUAGAAAUAUAAGAGACUGCUCCAUGGGUAAGGUUGGUGUGUUAACUUCUAAAAGGAGAUGGAUCAAUGAUCAGACUACUGUAUAUGUAAAUGGCGAAGUAUUCAGUAUCGGAGUUGUGGAGUAUACCGACGACUGGUCCCCGUUUUAUCCUGUCCCCUAUGACAGAGUUGAUGAUGAUUCAAAUAAUGAUGAAGAUAAGGAGGGACAAACAGUGGUUGAGGAUGAUGACGAGGUAGACGAUGAAGAAGAUGGAAUCUCUGAUACAUGGAUAGGAGGUCAGAAUCAAACUGAAGACAUGGAAGAAGGGGAGAUAUUGCCGGAACCGGAUACCUGUGGUAACAACACUGGUCGGAAAAUCCCACCGGUUGGCAACUCGAAGGAGGGAGAGAAUGAAAAGUCGCCAUCAAAGUUCGCGAAAUUCGAGGACGAAAUUAUUGUGGAAGACUCCCCAAAGACGGUUGAUAUUCCAGAUAACAACCCUAUGGACCCGGUGGAAAAUGAAAGUGAGCCUGGCCCAAUUAAUAAGCUGGUGUCAUUAGGUUGCUUUGGGCCUUUCCCAAACUUUCAGCCCAAUAUCUCGCCUUACGUUGAUUGUUCAUUGGAGCCUCAAUUAGACAAAUUAGUAAAAAAGAGGAAAAGACAUCACGAUGCAAUUGGGGAACCUUUCUCGAUUCACUUCACGUCACAAACUCCUCAGAGCUGUACUUUGAAUGCCAAUCCUCCACAAGAUACGCACGCGCCUACUAUAAACCUUAAUCAGAGCCCUAACUCGAAACAAUCAUCUGGUGUCGAGGGCACAGAGAGCUCGUAUGGAGAUGAAGUAACUAAAACUGCAAAAAUUGGGGAAGAGCUAGGGUACCAACUCGAUGGCGAAUGUAGCAUCCUCAAUGCGGUCAUUGGCGAAGCGGGUGUCAACAAAAAAGAUCAAUGA